Tetranychus urticae (two-spotted spider mite) is the source of this 547-nucleotide messenger RNA. Lineage: Eukaryota; Metazoa; Arthropoda; Arachnida; Trombidiformes; Tetranychidae. The record is from RefSeq and is a predicted model, not a curated record.
AAUGAAGAAUCAUUUCACUAAAUUAUUGGGUCCAAGAGGAUUGAUAAUUUGUCCAACUCUUCCCAUUCCUGCUGUGAAACACAGAACAACACUUUUAAAUGGAUUUGAUCCAAGCUAUACCAUGUUUAGUAAUGUAAUUUCAUUCCCUUCAACUCACUGUCCAACUGGUUUGACCAAAGAAGGCCUUCCGGUUGGAUUUCAAAUAAUUGUCCCUCCUUUCAAUGACAAUUUGGCAAUUACAAUGGCAUGUGAAGUUGAAAAAUUAUUUGGUGGCUGGAUUUCACCGUCUGCGGUCAAUUGCUGAUUAAUUAUGUACAGAAUAGCUUAAUUACAUUCAAUGUAAAUCAACAUCAAUCUCUUUCAGUGAUGACUCCUUAAUAAUAAGGUUAUACCUUUUUGGCCAUCAUUUUGACCAUUGAAGCAACUCAAUUAAAAUAACUCAUUGUGUGGUCACAUUUCUUUGUUACCGAUUAAAUUUAAAUAAUAAAUUGCUAUUUUUUCAUUUCCUAUUUCAACAAUGGAAAUAAAUUUCAAAAAUUGGAUCCAA